Molecule: messenger RNA, 1306 nt
Organism: Laetiporus sulphureus 93-53
Lineage: Eukaryota; Fungi; Basidiomycota; Agaricomycetes; Polyporales; Laetiporaceae
Product: 60S ribosomal protein L3
Exons: 7
Coding region: 13-1179 (388 amino acids)
Biological process (GO): ribosomal large subunit assembly; translation
Cellular component (GO): ribosome; cytosolic large ribosomal subunit
Molecular function (GO): RNA binding; structural constituent of ribosome
Source: RefSeq, a predicted model, not a curated record
AAAGACAACAAGAUGAGUCACCGCAAGUACGAAGCCCCUCGCCAUGGUUCCCUUGGGUUCCUCCCCCGAAAGCGUGCUGCCCGCCACAGGGGCAAGGUCAAGGCGUUCCCGAAGGAUGACCCCAAGAAGCCAGUUCACUUGACCGCUAUCAUGGGCUACAAGGCUGGAAUGACACACGUUGUGCGCGAUCUUGACCGUCCGGGGUCCAAGAUGCACAAGAGGGAGAUUGUGGAGCCGGUUACCAUCGUGGAGACUCCACCCAUGGUGGUUGUGGGUGUCGUCGGGUAUGUCGAGACACCUCGUGGCCUUCGCUCCCUCACCACCGUCUGGGCUUCACACCUUUCCGACGAGCUCAAGCGUCGCUUCUACAAGAACUGGUACCGCUCGAAGAAGAAGGCAUUCACGCGGUAUGCGAAAAAGCAUGCCGAGGACGGUGGAAAGUCCAUCGCCCGUGAGCUCGAGCGCAUUCGCAAAUACUGCACGGUCGUUCGUGUUCUUGCGCAUACCCAGAUACGCAAGACUGGUCUCAGCCAGAAGAAGGCGCACCUAAUGGAGAUCCAGGUGAAUGGUGGUUCCGUUGCAGACAAGGUCGAGUUCGCGCAUGGCUUGUUUGAGAAACCGGUGGAGGUCGGCACAGUCUUCGAGCAGGACGAGGUCAUCGAUGUGAUUGCGGUCACGAAGGGUCAUGGAUUCGAGGGUGUCACCCACAGGUGGGGUACCAAGAAGCUGCCGCGUAAGACGCACAAGGGUCUGCGCAAGGUCGCGUGCAUUGGUGCAUGGCAUCCUUCGAAGGUCAUGUUCUCGGUGGCCCGUGCUGGCCAAAAUGGUUAUCACCACCGUACCGAACUCAACAAGAAGAUUUAUCGCAUCGGUACCGGUGCUGAUGAGGCCAACGCGUCGACGGAACACGAUGUCACGAAGAAGGCCAUCACGCCGAUGGGAGGCUUCCCUCACUACGGUAUUGUGAAGAACGACUAUUUGAUGCUGAAGGGCUCCAUUCCUGGUACGAAGAAGCGUGUUAUUACCAUCAGGAAGUCGCUUAUGGUACACACUUCUCGCCGGGACCUCGAGAAGGUGCAGCUCAAGUUCAUCGACACUUCGUCGAAGUUUGGUCACGGUGCAUUCCAAACGUUCGAAGAAAAGGCUGCGUUCAUGGGGCUGGUCAAGGCCGCCGUAUGAUCCGUUGCACCGCGCUGUUUCACUGCUUGUUAGGUCCUCUGUCGCACCGCAUUUAUAUACUAUGCUGUAUACUGUCAAUUUCAUGUCGUUUCGCAUCCUGCAUCUGGAAAAAAUUGUUUUCGCCGUC